Messenger RNA from Anisakis simplex (herring worm), 2499 nucleotides. The record is from the annotation of a GenBank genome assembly. NCBI's taxonomy places the organism in Eukaryota, Metazoa, Nematoda, Chromadorea, Rhabditida, Anisakidae.
AUGGAGGUGGCCAGUACCAGCGGUAUUCCAGGUCAUCCAACUUUCACAUCAACCGGUACUAUACAGGUACCAGUCUUCCACCCAACUCUCAAUGAAAUGCUAGAUUUUCCGGGAUAUUUGAAUAAAAUCGAGCGAGAACAUGGUACCCAUUUAAUAUGUGGCAUAGCUAAGAUUGUACCUCCAAUUGGAUACCGAAUGAGGAAAUGCGGUGAUUAUUCAGACGUUGACAAUUACAUUAUUGAACAGCCUGUCAAGGAGAAAGUCCAAGGCCACGCUGGUAUUUACUGCAAAACAAAUAAGUUGUACCGUCGUUCGAUGACUGUCAAAGAAUUCCGCAUCUUGGCCAACAAAAUGCGUUUCCCAAAGGGCAAGUUACCACCUGAGGAUGUAGAAAAACAUUAUUGGAAGACGAUCCUGCAAGGUGAGCCCAUUUAUGGAGCAGAUACACCUGGUUCAAUCUGUGAUUCAGAUUUGAAAGAGUUUAAUAUGAAUCGUUUGGGAACAAUAUUGGAUAUGUUAAAUGAAUCUGGUGUGAAAAUCAAGGGUGUUAAUACUGUCUAUUUGUACUUUGGCAUGUGGAAAACAACAUUCCCUUGGCAUACUGAAGAUAUGGAUCUUUAUUCAAUCAACUACGUUCAUUUUGGUGAACCUAAGUUUUGGUACGCUAUAGCCACCGAGUCAAACAAUCACUUCGAGCGUUUAUGUGCUCAAAGUUUUCCGAAUGCAGCCAAAUCGUGUAAAUCCUUCAUGCGUCAUAAGAAUUUCAUUAUUUCACCACAAAUUUUACGUCGGAAUAAUAUUCAUUUUGGCACAAUGAUACAAUAUGCAAACGAAUUCAUAAUCACAUUCCCAAGGGGUUAUCAUAUGGGCUUCAAUAUGGGUUAUAAUUGUGCAGAAUCGACUAACUUUGCGUCGGAUCGUUGGAUCGAUUUUGGCAAGAAUGCAAUGGUGUGUGCAUGCCGUCCAGAUAGUGUUGAAAUUGAUAUGCGUCCCUUCAUGAAACGUUUUCGUGUCAACGAGUUCAACGAGUGGCAUCAGUACUGGUAUGGUGAAAGAAUUGUGAGAGAUAAUAAAAAACGAAGUGCGGGAACAUCGAAGCGUCAACCAAUACAUGAAGAUAAUAUCGCUGACAUAGAGCCAACAAAGAAACAGAGACGUGGUAGUGAAAAGAAUGGUGGUAUUAGAGGGCCGUUUAUUGACGACGUUCAUAAUGGUGAUGCGAAAGUGGUAUCAAUUAAUGAUAUUGUGCAGUCAACAACCAACGAUCUGGGAACUUCGAUCGAAUCGAUCGCUACUAACAAAUGGAAAAAAGAAAUGCGUGAUCUGUGGUCGUAUUUACCCGUAAACUUGUACGCAGAAAAAGAAUUCAACAAUCGUCGUGCAUCUGAAGCACCGCAUUGUGCGAUCUGUCAGUACUUCGUGCCAAAACCACUUAUGGAAAAACGAAAUACACUACCAGCUACCUCAAGGCGUAUCGUGAAACGUUAUCAUUAUGCAAAGAUGAAUCCCGACUUAUAUGAUAUAAAAGAGAGUGCUGAUUUGGAAGAUCGUCUAUUGCGUUGUUCGAACUGUUAUGUGGUCGUUCAUGAAGGUUGUUAUCCCGUCGGACAUAUACCUGCGGACAAAAGCCAUUGGCGAUGUGUUCGUUGUCGUCGACGCGAUGAUUUAGCAGUUCGAUCGACUUGCUGUCAUCUUUGUGAAUUGCGGGGCGGUGCACUCAUUCCGGCUGAGAAUGCUGGUGGUGAUUUUGUGCACGUUGUAUGUGCACUUCUGAAUCGUCGAACAAUAUUCCCGAAUCCUAUGACGCUGGAAUCAGCGUAUACCCGACCACCGAUGAAACUGAAUGCACCUAUCAAAUACGCAGACCGUCCAGAUUCGCAGUAUUUAUCUGCUUUCGGAGUAACGCAAGAGCGUGGUAAAUUUCAGUGUGAAUAUUGCAAGAAUACGCGUGAAGGUGGUCUUUUGAAAUGUUACGUGUGCGAAGAGACAUUAUUUCAUGCGACGUGUGCACGCAUGGCUGGUGCAUCGUUUGAGUUCAGGAACUGGCCCGACCUUACCGUUGUUGUUUGUCCGGAUCAUAACGAAGUGGUGGACGAUUCGCCUGCAUUAUCGAUAGGUGACAAAGUGCGGGUGUAUUUACCAGAGCAAUGCUCGAAUCGACUGUCAAAAGGUAUCGUUAAAGCGGUGAAGAUGCAAGAGUAUUGUACGGUGAAUUUUAUGGAUCGCAAUUGGAGUGACGACAUGCAACCAGAGGAUAUCAUUGAAUGCGAAUGUUCGCGUAUCAAUUGUAAUGGAUGGCAUAUCCCUGGUGCCAAGAUCAAAAUAAAGUGGGACGACGGUACAGUGUAUGAAGGUGUUUUUCGUAAUCGUUAUACGAGUUCGUUGGUAAGUGUCGAAUUAGUGAAGCCACACCAGCAUUCAUCCAACUUGGUUGAAUUGGUAAACGUUAAAAGAGAUGCGGUAUUCGCGCGUGGUGAGCGCCUCGCUGAUAUCUCUUAA